Molecule: messenger RNA, 2384 nt
Organism: Aspergillus ruber CBS 135680
Lineage: Eukaryota; Fungi; Ascomycota; Eurotiomycetes; Eurotiales; Aspergillaceae
Product: GMC family oxidoreductase
Exons: 2
Coding region: 149-2032 (627 amino acids)
Biological process (GO): secondary metabolite biosynthetic process
Molecular function (GO): oxidoreductase activity, acting on CH-OH group of donors; flavin adenine dinucleotide binding
Source: RefSeq, a predicted model, not a curated record
GCCUUCUCGUUACAUAGUAAAGCUCCAAACAUCCAAAGUCACGACUUUACUCAAUUGACGCGACCAUAGAAUGACCAACUUCCCUUGACUAGCUUGAAUUCGGUCAAUUGCAAUAGUCGACCGUCUUUCUUUCACUGAGGUGAUCGCAAUGCGUCUCUCUCAGUUAUUCCUCCUAGGCCUUCUGGCCAUUGCAUCCGCACAAGAGCACCUUAAUCUCUGGGACUACGGAGUGACAGGAAGCAUCCUCGGAAACUCAUUUGGCAUUCCCGGAACAAAUGCGACCUUUGACUACGUCGUUGUCGGCGGUGGAAACGCCGGUUUAACAAUCGCCAGCCGACUCGCAGAGAGCAAAUCGGCCAGCGUCGCGGUCGUCGAGGCCGGUGGCUUCAACGAGAUCGAUAACGGCAAUUACUCCGUCGUUCCUGGGUAUUCAUCCCAGUUUACCGGAUCUAAGCCUAAUUCGUAUAACCCGCUCAUUGAUUGGGGAUUUAGCACGGAAUCGCAGCAGGCUUUGGGUGGCCGGAAGCUGCACUAUGCGCGUGGGAAGACGCUGGGAGGAUGUUCGGCUAGGAAUUUCAUGCUUUAUCAUCGGCCUACAGUUGACAGUAUGCAACGGUGGGCGGAUGAGGUAGACGACCAGAGUUAUACGUUUGAUAACUUACUUCCAUACUACAAGAAGACUUGCCAUUAUACGCCCCCGAAUCAGGAGCUCUACACCAAUUCCACGAACAGCCAAACGGCAGAUGCAUUCAGUUCCUCCGGAGGUCCGCUAGAAGUCUCAUUCAGCAAUGCCGUCGACGCGUUUGGUACCUGGGUUCGCAAGGCCUUCAUCGCAGUGGGCAUGGGUCAAAUCAACGGUUUCAACAGUGGCAGAUUGCUAGGCUCAGCAUAUGCAACCUUUACUAUCAACCCCGAGAACGCGCACCGCUCGACCUCUGAAUCCAGCUUCCUUAAGAAAUCCCUCAACAAUGGCUCCAACCUAGUAGUUUACAAAAACACCCUAGCCCAGAAGAUUCUCUUCGACUCGACCAAAACUGCAGCAGGAGUUCAAGUCGCAACAGGAGGCACAUUCGGCACACCACCCAUCAACUUCACCCUCAACGCUCGCAGCGAAGUUAUCCUCUCCGCGGGCGCUCUACAAUCCCCUCAACUCCUCAUGGUCUCCGGAAUCGGACCAUGCGAGCACCUCUCCAAGUUCGGAAUCCCCUGUCUCUCCAACCUCUCAGGUGUCGGCCAGAACAUGCUCGACCACCCAGUAUUCGGCACCGCGCAUCGCGUCAAUGUCCUCACAAACUCCGCAUCAGAAAAUAACAAGACUCUCGCUGCUGAAAACGCAAACAAAUUUCUUCAACAUGCCACAGGCCCACUUUCCAUCUUCGGUCCGGGUUACUACGGCUGGGAGAAGCUUCCAGAGCCCUACCGCUCCAAUCUCUCCAACACAUCCAUCACUGCACUAGCAACCUUCCCCCCGGACUGGCCCGAGCUCGAAUACCUCCCCGUCGCCGCCUUCAACGGCGAUAAUCAAGUCAAGCAGCCAGUCGACCCGCUCGACGGCCACAACUACGCAACUCUGAACAUCGCUCUUGUUGCGCCUCUCUCCCGCGGAACUGUCUCCCUCUCCGGGCCCAAUAUGACAACACCGCCCCUUAUCGACCCGAGCUGGCUCUCCCACCCGGCAGACAUGGAUCUAGCCGUGCAAUCGUUCAAACGUACACGGGAGAUCUGGUCCAUCCUGUCGAAGAUGGGCGUUGCGGAAUCCGUCGAGUACUACCCGGGUGCUAACGUGACGAGCGAUGCGCAGAUACGCGAGUUUGUGAAGGAGAGUACGAGGCCUGUGUUCCAUGCGGCUUGUACGUGUAAGAUGGGGAAGAAGAGGGAUAGCAUGGCUGUUGUGGAUAGUUCUGCCCGUGUGUAUGGGGUGCAGGGAGUGAGGGUUGUUGAUGCGAGUAGUUUUCCGUUGUUACCGCCGGGACAUCCGCAGUCGACGGUUUAUGCGUUGGCGGAGAAGAUUGCGGAUGAUAUUUUGGGUUGAUUUUGUUGGUUAUGAUGAAUGAUGUUUUUAUGUAGCGUGUUUGCCAAGCUCAUAGGUCUGGAUAGUGAUAGUUAUGAAAUGCUUGAAUCUCACUUGGUGCUGGAACUUGGAUGAGAGUAGACAGAAAAUCCAUUAUAGAUACAUGCGCAAUCAACCUAUCUGUACAUAGCAUGCCCAGCCCCAAGGACAGGAGGACAGUAACCCAUCAUUGAACGUGACUUUUCCUUAAAAAAACCAUUCUCCUUUUCAACAUGUCCGUGAAAUACUCUAGAGCUCACAAAUCACGACUUAACCUCCAGCGUUGCCUGGUCUUGACCCUCAACAACAACAGCCCCCUCCUUUACCAACUCCU